This is a messenger RNA of Dendrobium catenatum, 1335 nucleotides long. RefSeq lists its product as uncharacterized. Lineage: Eukaryota; Viridiplantae; Streptophyta; Magnoliopsida; Asparagales; Orchidaceae. Bases 71 to 1168 code for a protein of 365 amino acids. The record is from RefSeq and is a predicted model, not a curated record. The transcript is spliced from 9 exons.
GCCAGCCCCCCCCCUCUCUCUCUCUCUCUCUCUCCCCCCUCAUUCCAGUUUUUGGUCGAAAAAGUUGAAAAUGGAAGCCUCUCCUUCUUCCUCGAACUCGAAUACUGCGAGUGUCUUCCACCUCCGAAACACAGCCUUGGAUGAAUCUUAUCGGUCUCUCCCAUCGCUAUAUCUUGGAUUUCUGGCGAUUUGGUGCUUCUUUACAGUCUCCUGGGCUGUCAACACUUGGAGAAAUCGGCAUUUUCAGAUCAACAAUCUGCAAUGUGUUAUGGCGGCUGUUCCUCUGAUCAAGGCCGUGCAGCUAGGAUUAUCCUUUUCAUUUUGGUAUUCGUGCACUAAACUUCAGAUCUGUUCUUUGUGGAUGUCUUUUGGAGUCUAUGUAACUGGUAUACUCUUCCAAACAGCAUCAUUUAUGUCGUUUAUGCUUAUAUCACAUGGUUACUGCAUCAUGUAUGAGCGUCUUUCUGUUUUUGAACGGCGCUUGACUGCGGCAUUUGGUUGUGGUCUAUAUUUGACUCUUGUUGGCUACAAAGCUGCCAUUCCUUACUUCACAGUAUUUGCUCUGUUCAACUAUUUUCUAUCUUUUUAUUUGAUCUUUCGCCGCAUUUCUCAAAAUCUCCUAGUUUUGCGGGAACAGUUAAAUUCUAUAGAGUAUGAGAAUGUUCAAAGCAUGCACAAUACUCUGCGCAUGAAGUACACUAUGUUCAAGAAGUUCCAAGGCACAAUGCAAAUUUUAGCUGUUGUUGAAUUUCUGGUCUAUGUUAAUGUUGCCGAAGCACCAAAUAAUUACUGGUUACGUUUAUUAGUUCGGGAAUCUGCACAAUUCUGCAUUUUCCUUUACAUUGGGUGGACUUUCAGCGCAUUAGGAGCAUCAUCCCAUUUCUCUGUUAUGCCUACCAUGAAGUCCAAAUGGGAGAUGAAACUGCCCCCCGUGUAUAGCAUCGAAAUGGACGCUGCUGAUUUCAAUGAUCUGGCGUCUAGAGACUGGCAGUUUGGUGUGCCAACUUCUCAUCCAGCACAGUUCAAAAGCUCCGUUGAUCCAUUGCUGGUUUUAGUUCAAAAUCCUCGUUAUGUAAGCAAAGUAACUUCAGAUUUUCUCAUGAGGUCAAAAAUCCCAACAUAUUACACUCCUGCUGUGGAGCCUCUUGAUGAUGGCCAUCAGGUUUAGUUUCAAAGAUGAGGAUAUGGAGCUGAGUACAACGAACUCGGUGAACCUGCGUAUGAUUUAGAAAAGCCUUAACAAAGUGUGGAAACUGUACUUUAACCUGUUCAUUCUUCUGUCAUAUAUAUAUAUAUAUAUAUAUCUGUUCAAGCUAUUAUUUUGAGUAAAAAAGA